Pogonomyrmex barbatus (red harvester ant) is the source of this 1726-nucleotide messenger RNA. RefSeq names its product protein D2. Lineage: Eukaryota; Metazoa; Arthropoda; Insecta; Hymenoptera; Formicidae. The record is from RefSeq and is a predicted model, not a curated record.
UUUCUCUAUUUUCAAUUCUAUUCAAUUUUUUUCUCUAUUUGUCAAAUUGAUGACGUAUGUACAUAUCUUCAUGCAUAUUACAUUAAUCUCUCUCUUGCGUGCGCGCGCUCACACACAUUCAUUCGCUCACUCAUAAUGUACAAUGUAAUAAAUUUCUGAGGAAAAAUCUUUACGAUAGAUACAUGUUCUUCGUUAUAUCGUUAUUGCGUUAGCAAUAAAUACAUGAUAUUGGAAAGGCUGGCAAGAUCUGGCCUUCUAGCUUUCUGGUGGGGAUACAUUUAGCAACAACGUUUCAGCUCUUACCAGUCUUCAUAAUACUGCUGUUGCGGCUUGAUGAAAAUAGUGUUAUCAAAAAUGCAGUAUCUGAUAUCAGGAGUUUUUCUCUGUGCUGUCGGUUUCUCAUUAGGGGAUGUGGAAUCUGAAUUUAAGAAGGCGAAAAUUGAGCCUGAUAUCAUAGACAAAGCACCAAUCGAAAAGAUUGAAGUAAAAUAUGGUAAGAAAGUAGUCGAUCUGGGAACCGAGCUGACGCCGACUGAAACCCAUGAAAUACCAGAAAUUCACUACAAGCACGAAGGCGGAGUUCUAUACACGCUUGUUUUAACGGAUCCUGAUGUACCAAGGAGAGGAGGAUACAAUCGAGAGUUUCGACAUUGGCUCGUUGGAAAUAUACCAGAAGAGAACGUAGCUAAAGGCGAAAUUCUGGCGGAAUAUGUCGGUCCUGCACCACCGAAAAACACUGGCAAACAUCGCUAUGUAUUUCUUGUUUAUAAGCAAAAUCAAGGUGCAAUUACUUUUGACGAAAGAAGAUUGAGUACUUGGGAUGGAAGCCAACGUAAGAGGUUCUCCAUAAAGAAGUUUGCGGAAAAAUACAAUUUGGAAGGUCCGAUUGCUGGUAACUUUAUGGUAACAGAAUAUGAUGACAAUGUGCCUGCUUAUCACAAGCAUUUAAAUCUUUAAUUAAUGGGCAUUAAAAUCUUGUGUUAGAUAAUCUAAUGAACAUAAAUUUUAUAUAUAGUUUUAAUACUCCAUAAUAUAAACUAUUACUCAUAUAUAUAUUCUACUAAAAUUAUAUAGAAAAUACCGCAAAUUUAUGCCAUUAUUUAAUUUACGAAAAAAUUAUGAUAAAAUUAUAACGGGCUAAUAAUAAUUAGCCUGUUUUAAUUUAAUUUUUAUGAAAUUUCUCUUUGAUAAAUACAGCCAUGCAUUUAUCAGUAGAUAGAUAAAAACCGCGAACGCGGAUUCUAUUUACUUUCGUUGCUGUCGUUUUAUUGUUAUAAAUAUAAAAGGUACAUGAGACAUUCAUUACGUUCGUAUCCCCGAGGUCGUUACAUGAUGUUACGUUACAGCGUUUUUGAGGGCGUUAUCACUAAUAAUACGUGUGUGAAUCCUUAAUUUUACGAGCUUAAUCUCUAUGAUUAUUAAAUAUCUGCACUUUAGUAUUACGUUAUACACAUUGACUAGAAUAUAAUGAGCGCAAGUCGUAAUUAAAAUCACAAACCUGAUUAACGUUCUUGUCGAGCAUAAUAUUAAAAAGAGUGGAUAGAAGCUAAGUCGGGAAGCGAAACAUUAAUUCCAUUAUCAAGUUACAGAGGUACAGGGUGCAGCCUUUUUUCAUUUAUAUGUCGUCUCUACGGUGACAUGGAAAUUAUAUACGUACAUGUUGCCGCGUUUCGGCUGUCUUAUAGGCCUUUAAAAUAUCGAUAAUAUAUAUUUGAGCCUAAUGAAA